Messenger RNA from Colius striatus (speckled mousebird), 2604 nucleotides. It is a transcript of the gene ATXN7L2, whose product is annotated as ataxin 7 like 2. The transcript is spliced from 11 exons. The record is from RefSeq and is a predicted model, not a curated record. The coding region runs from base 1 to 2298 and encodes 765 amino acids. NCBI's taxonomy places the organism in Eukaryota, Metazoa, Chordata, Aves, Coliiformes, Coliidae.
AUGGCGGCGCGUGGGCGCGCGGCGGCAAUGGCGGCGGCGGCGGCGGCGGCGGAGCGGCGGGUGCCGAGUCUGGAUGAGUUCGCGGGGCAGAGCUGGAGCGCCUGGGUGGAACGAGCCGGGCCGCCGGCAGACGCGGGAUCAGGGUCGGAGCUGGAGGAGAGCGGGAAGAGCAGUGGCAAGAAACUGGAUGCCAUGACCCUGAUUAAGGAAGACAUGAACAUCUUCGGCCACUGCCCGGCACACGAUGAGUUUUACCUGGUGGUUUGCAACCACUGCAGCCAAGUGGUGAAGCCUCAGGCCUUCCAGAAGCACUGUGAACGGCGUCACGGCCCCCUCAGCAAACUCUACGCCCGCGCCGCUGCCGCCAAGUGCCACGUGGCCGUCAAUGGGCAGCCGGCGGCCAGCGGGACCCCCAAAGCGCUGCGGGAGAAGCCGCCGGGUGCCCGCGGGCGGGGGCAGCCCCUGCCCGAGCGGCCGGACAAGGACAACAACCUGUGCUUGUUCGUGCCCGUGGUCAACCUGGAGAAGAUUCCCAGCAUCCCCAAACCGGACGGGCACGGGAUCAAGGUGCCCCCCAAAGCCGUACCCACCAACUCCAAGGAACCCUUGGGGCGACCCGCCAGCGCCGCGGUGCCCAAAGAGCCGCCGGCGUCGGCCGCGGUCGGGGGGGAUCUGGCGAUGUCGGCCGAUGGCCCCGGGUGCCAGCCGGAGAGCGCGCCCGCCCCGGGGGACAAGGACGUGGGCGCCUCCAAGCCGCCCCCCAGGUCCCACAAGAAGCUGCCACGGAAGGAGUGUGACCUGAACCGCCAGUGCGGAGUCCUCAACCCCGACACCAAGAAGAUCUGCACCCGCCUGCUGACCUGCAAGAUCCACUCGGUUCACCAGCGCCGCGAGGUGCAGGGUCGGGCCAAGGACUUUGACGUGUUGGUGGCUGAGCUGAAGGCCAACUCCCGCAAGGAAAGGAGCCCCCCCGGGAAGGACCUGCUGCCCCCCCCACAGCAGGACCCCUCCUCGCUGCCACAGCCCCUCACCAGCCCCCCCAGCACCUCUCCCUGCAGAGCCAAACCUCCCCACUCCCUCUGCCCCCUCCCCAGGACCCGGCUUUCCUCUGACAGUGACCCCGAGGACACACCAGCAGCUCCCAGCGACGGGGGGGUCACAGGGGUGUUCCCCUUCCCCCUACCCAAGGGGGGCAACCGGGUGUCAAGUGAGGAGAGCGAGGAGGAGGGGAGCGAGGAGCCCCCCCGGCCCCCCACACACCUCCCACGGCCCCAGGCAUUCUGCACCUUCGGCAGCCGCCUGGUCAGUCCCGGCUGUUACGUUUUCAACCGGCGGCUGGACCGGUUCUGCUCGGCCCUGGGCUCCAUGCUGGAGCGGCACCUCAGCUCCCACAUGUGGAGGAAGAUCCCUCCAGCCGCUGAGCCUCCUCUGCACCCCCCCCCAACUCCCCCCAGCCCCACCGCCUCUCACUUCAGCCCCGCCGCCCCCACCCCCACAGCCCCCCCACGGACCUCCUCCUCCUCCUCAUCAUCAUCCUCAUCGGUUCCGCCCCCCGGCAGCCGGGAGGGCCGGGUCCCCUCCAGCCUCAGCUACCCGCUGGGGUCCCCCCACGCCGCGGCCGCCUGCAGCCAACCGGAGUGUGCCGGGGGGGGCACCCAGUCCAUCACCUCCCCCCUGCCCGCCAACACCCCCUCGCCCUCCUUCAGCAAGUUGCCUUCCACCAAGGGCGGCAAAGCCUCCCGAGCGCGGGAAGGGGCCGGCGGCACGGACCCGGACCCCCGCAAACGGAAACCCCCCCUCGGCGCCGCCCCCCCCUAUAAACGGACCUGUUUAGGGGACGGGGUCAAAAGCAAAAAUGCCGGUGGGCAAGUUACAGCCCCCCCAGCCCACCCCCCCGCCGCCAAAAUGAGCACCCCCAGCGCGGCCUGCCCGGCGGCCGCUGCUCCUGCCACCACCGUCCUCAACGGGGCGACGCGGCUGAAGAGGCCGCCCCGCGCCCCGGGCCCGGCCCCGGCCUGCCGCGGCCCCCCCGCCGGCGACCCCCGGGGCUCGGCGCUGCACGGCCCGGGGGGGCCCCCCCCGCGCUGCAUUUCCGACGACGAGGUCAAGAAACGCAAGAACGCGGCCACCUACUGCCGGCCCGUCAAACCCAAACCCGGGGGGCCCCCCCUGCCCGGGCCGCCGCCGCCCCCCGGCCCGGCCCCCCCCGACUCGGGCGGCUCCGUCCGCAGGAAGAAACCGGGGACCCCCCUGGGCUUUGAGGAGAAGCAGAGCACGCUGAAGUCCAAAGCCCAUUAACGGAGGGACCACUGGGGCCACCCCCCAAACCACAGGCACCAGGAAGCCCCUGCUGGGAUAAUACUGAAAGGGGAAAAAGAAGAACCCCCCCCAAAAGCCCCCCUUAAAAAACCCAUCCGAGGAAACAACCAGAAGGAAAAAAACCUCCAGAAAAAAAAGAAAUACCUCAAGACUCUCAGUUCCGUUCUCUGCUGCUAAAUGAGCCCCCAGGAGAGGAGGCAACCACAGCCGGGGGGGCUGGCACCGGACUGGCCACUGGGAUGCCACUGGGCCACCACCGGCCGCGGAUAUUUAUAACAAUUUACU